Molecule: messenger RNA, 822 nt
Organism: Eurytemora carolleeae
Lineage: Eukaryota; Metazoa; Arthropoda; Copepoda; Calanoida; Temoridae
Exons: 10
Coding region: 55-795 (246 amino acids)
Source: RefSeq, a predicted model, not a curated record
AUUUGAAUCACAAUUAAAGUUUUCUCCGUUGAUGUUUUCAGAUAUAAAACAACAAUGAGUUUUCUUGGAAUUAGAAUAGUGAAAGAGCUAGUUCGACUGUCUGAUGUCUGGAUGUUGUGUAUAGGAAAUAUAAAUAAUGUACAUAGUGUACACACUCUACCCUUCUCAAGAACACAAAGACUGAAUAAGAAAAUAAGCCGACCAGUGACAGUGAAAACUAAUCUGAAAACUAAAAUUGACGGAACAGAAAAAAGGUUUUUAAGCUUGUAUCCAGAUGUAAUUCAUUCUCUGAGUGCAGAAUUUUCUGGUCAUCUUGCUUCGUCUUCACCAAGAUUUACCAGGAUACUGACUAACAAUCUAAGCACUUUGAACCUGGGAAAACGACAUGGCCUUCUUGUACCAAAAAUAUACAAGGAGUUAGGAAGAUCUGAACUGGAGUUAGAGGCAAAUAUAUUAGGAUGGACUGUAGAAUUAUCUAGAGCAGCAACUAAACUUUCCACUGAGAUUAUUCUUGAUGUUGAGAAAGCACGACAGCUGGAGCCAGGAGAAUCAGCUGUUGCACAUGUUAAGAUUCUUGAAAGCAGUGUGUUCAUUCUUUUGAAGAAAUAUCUUGGUGGCUCCCAAGCUUUUCAUCACUCUACGGAGUGCCUAGUGGAAGCCUGUCUUCAGCAUCCAGCAACUGCUUACUGCCUUGAUCUCAAACUACCUCCUGCCACACCAGCUGAUUUCAUCCAAGAGUUCGAUAUGUCCAGAUAUAAGGGAAGAAUCAAUCUUUUUUUAAAUUUUUCACAGUGAAAACGUUUUUUUUUCUUUCUAAAUAAA